Xiphophorus maculatus (southern platyfish) is the source of this 1816-nucleotide messenger RNA. RefSeq names its product trypsin-like. Gene Ontology annotation, molecular function: serine-type endopeptidase activity. The record is from RefSeq and is a predicted model, not a curated record. Lineage: Eukaryota; Metazoa; Chordata; Actinopteri; Cyprinodontiformes; Poeciliidae. The transcript is spliced from 5 exons. Bases 507 to 1271 code for a protein of 254 amino acids. Gene Ontology annotation, biological process: proteolysis.
UUCAGGUUCACUGUAUUCAUUCUGACAAAAGAGGAAAUCAAGUUGGUGGUUAAUAUCAACAGUAACAGAUGACGACAGGAAGAGGGGAUGAGCAGUCAUACAUUUUAAGAAUAAAUGCGUUUUGACAAACUUCACAUCUAUAAUAAUGACAUAAAACCUUGUUGCACAUUAAUGUUCCACAACAAUAUGACAAAAUUUACUGUGACCUUUACAGGAACUUCUUUUAGAACGAGGUUGUCCUCAUUUGUUUCAUGUUGCUAAAACGUUGCUACUGUCCAGUAGCAACCAUUCAUUUAAGACAUCCAUUCUUCCGUUUAUCUUCUGUGCUGUUCAGUUCAUUUGACUGAUGCACCAUGAUAAAACAGGUUUGAGGGGAACUUGUAAUUGGCUGCCUAACUAGACUAGCCUAUGGCAAAAAAAAAAAAGUCCCCCAAAAUCUGAUAAGGCCUAUAAAAGACAGAGCAUCAGUCAGACACCAGAGGUCAUCCACAUCAAGAAGAACCACGAUGGAGCAUUGCUUUGUAUUCCUUUUGCUGGUUGCAGGUGUUGCAUCAAACACUAUUGAGAAGAGGAUUCUUGGGAGUGCAUCCUGUGGCAAGAAUCGGCAGUACCAUGUCCAGAUAGAGUCCGUUCAGGGCGGGAAGUCCUGUGGAGGCGCUCUGCUUAACACCCGCUGGGUCAUCACAGCUUCUCACUGUGCAGAGCAGACAGUCAAAUUGAAGCUCGGCAUAAACAAUGACGUGUCCAUUUUUACAAAAGCUGCCUCUUGGUUUAAAGGCAACUCCAAAAAACACGAACAAACUAUUCUAGCCAAACAGCAGCACACCUUCAAAGAUGAAGAAGGAAAAGCCCAUGACAUUAUGCUCAUCAAGCUGAAUGAGGACAUGUCAGCCAAACUUCCCACCAUCAGCCUCCCUUCAGGAGAAUGCACAAAGCUAGUGCAAAACACAGAAGUAGAGAUUGGAGGAAUGGGAGCAAAGGCAAAAGGCGGUAAACCGGUUGGUGAGGUAAGAUGUGCCUCCACAGUGAUCUCUGAGUGUGGAGAGAACGAUAAACCUGACAGUAAAUACAGCAGCGGUGAUUCUACAAUCUGUGCCUUCAAAUCUGGAGUGGAGUCCUGCUUUGGCGAUGCAGGCUCAGCUGUGGAGUACAAAGGACAUCUACGAGGAAUUGUUGUUAGCCAGCCUGUGGAUUCAUGUGCUAAUUCCAUUGUAAUGCUGGACAUCUGUCAGUACAUGCAGUGGAUUGGUAAAACAAUGAAGGAGAAUUGAUGAGUACGUUCCAGAUAUAUCUUAUUUAAUAAUUAAAAUGACUACCAUAUUUACUAUUUAUUUGUGCUUAUUAGUCAAACUAUAGCCUAUCAUCUUAGUGUGUAUAUUUAGAUGGGCUUUUCAAAUACUUCAAAAGCAUGACUUAAGACUAUAGUAAAAUACAGUACUUUUGUCCAGCCGCCCAUUUUACAAUCAUUCAUUUCCAUAAAUAAAAAAAUAGAACUAUCAAAACGUCUUGCAUUGUCUGCUGUGUGCUAUCUGUCUGCUAUCUGAACGUUCAAGGUCUCAUUUCCAUAACUGAAAAACCAUUAUCAUGUUCGAGUUUCACUUCCACUUUUCAAACUAGAGCAUCAAACUAUUUCUAAUAUCCAGUGUCACAUCAUACAAUUAAUUUCCCCACAUUUUUAAAUACUAGCUCAGCUCAACCUACCAUGGAGCAGAGCAGGAUGCCUUGUCUCAAGACCAACACUAUAAACAUGACCUACAGGUAACGGGGAAAAGGAAAGUACUUCCAACACAACACAACACCUGAGUGUUUGAGGUAU